This is a messenger RNA of Nilaparvata lugens (brown planthopper), 2869 nucleotides long. Its product is annotated as vesicle transport protein SFT2B. NCBI's taxonomy places the organism in Eukaryota, Metazoa, Arthropoda, Insecta, Hemiptera, Delphacidae. Gene Ontology annotation, biological process: vesicle-mediated transport. The record is from RefSeq and is a predicted model, not a curated record. Gene Ontology annotation, cellular component: membrane. The coding region runs from base 255 to 743 and encodes 162 amino acids. The transcript is spliced from 5 exons.
CCCUGUCAUCACUCAUCUCCUCAUCUGUUGUUUUUGUUUUGUCUAUACUUGUGCGUUUUAAAAUAUUAUUAAGAAAUAUUCUGAAUUCAUAAAAUCCUACUCUAUUAUUAUUAUUAUUUAUAUUAUGGAAUUCAAAUUUCCAGCCUUUUAAUUCAAAGUAGACCUGUUAAAUUGGUUUACAAAUAAUUUUAAAAUCUUACAAAAAACUUCGACCAGCUUGUUCUAAGAUUUUAGGUUAGGUUGCAAAAUACGCAAUGGACAAGUUGAGAAGGGUCUUGAGCGGAGAUGACAAUGCUGAUGAUGAUAGCACAACUGGGAUAAUACCUGAUUUAUCAGCGAAUAGUCUAAGCUGGUCUACAAGAGUCAAAGGAUUUGCUGUCUGUUUUGUAUUAGGAAUAUUUAUCUCAUUACUGGGGUCACUGUCUCUCUUCCUGCAUCGUGGAGUCGCACAUUUCGCAUUCUUUUAUACUAUUGGCAACAUUGUAUCCAUGUUAAGUACAUGCUUCCUGAUGGGUCCAGUGAAUCAGAUCAAAAAGAUGUUUGCAGAAACGAGGAUUAUAGCCACUGUUUUGAUGCUUGUUAUGCUUCUCCUGACUCUAUAUGCAGCAAUAGGGCUGAAGAAUGCAGGACUGACGUUCAUAUUUCUCGUUCUGCAGUGGCUUGCAAUGACAUGGUAUUCACUGUCUUACAUACCCUAUGCUCGUGAUCUUGUGAAGAAGACACUGAAUACCUGUGUUGUAUGAUAAUCUCCAGUAGGUUUAGCAAAAUAUUAACCAAUUAUCAACAUUCCUUGGCCUUACAUCAAUACUUUUAUGUCUACUUCGACUAUUUUCUGUUUCUGUGACUUAUUCAAGAGCUAUGUAAUUAUUCCAUAUAUUAUCUAGCAACCGGGGCUGGCGAAUUGAAAAUAAACAUGCAAUACUGAGAGAUUAUGUAACUGGAAGAGGUCGAGGGUAUGCAAGGAGUUAUAAUACUUAUAUGAACUUUCUUCUACUUCGACUUAUCCCAAAUAAUCUGAAUGUUUUUAAUGACGUAUAAACUUAUUGUUUUCCGAUGCAAUUCAGGUUUUAGAAGUUGUAAUCUCUUUAUUAAGUUUUUUUUUUGUCAAACAUAAAUUUUUGUCAUUAAAACGACAUUGGAACCUGGAAUAAUAUUUAUUUAGUUAUAGUUUUUGUAUUAAUGUCUUCUAACUUGAAUUCCAUAGUGUAUGGGCUUCAUCCAGUUUUUAGUUUUUUUCUUGUAUCAAAUGGAAACACUCUUAAGACGAGUUGCACAGAAAUCCAAUCAGAACUAAUUAGUAUAAAAUGAUGUAAUCCAACGGAACCAAGGCAACGAGAAUCAUGAAUGAAACUGACGUUAAUGCUAUGCGUCAUUUAACGGUGGUUUAAUUUCGAUUUUUGUACAACUUACCUAUAGCCGAUUGUUUUCUUUUACAAUAUUAUGGCUUUUUCAUGAAAUUGCGAUUUAUUCAUUGAAAAGUUUUAUUAAUUUUAUGCUACACAAGGUCUAAUCAUCAUAAUUUGUUUUUUUUAAAUAAUAAUUGUUUAAUAUAACAGCUUUCAAGUGCUUGGUGAUGUGUAUUCAAAGUGUUCAUAUAUUCGACUGUUUGGUCAGAGUUUCAGUAUUUUAUGGGGAUUUUGUCUUCCAUUAGAAUGUCAUUAGUAUGAAGUGUGUAAAGAACUUAUCGAUACCUUAUAUUCUAUUUAAACCGAAUUGGUGUCCCUCUCAUUGGAUCAUCCAAAGAAAAGUGCCUUUUCUGGUAGUUCAAAAACCAAAUUAAUGAUAAAUCUCUUUUAAUUGUAUUUUUGUACUUAAUAAGGAUGUAAAUAAUUACAAAAUAUUAUAAUAUAUAGUUCUUCUUAUUAAUUGGAAGUUUAUAACUCUACUUAGUACACUCAGCAAAAGUGGUGAGUCUUGAAAUCAAACCAGAUCCCAUAAAUUCAAAAUCUGGAAUCAAAAAUAUGGAAAUAUGAGUUGAUAGAUGUAAAUGGAAAUAAAAUAGAUUAUCAGUUUCGAGUACCGUAUGUAUUGAAAUCGAAUUAAUAAUUUGCUAAUUAUUUGCUGAUACAAUUUUUCCUCUAGUGCAAAUUAUUGUAUUUUUAAAAUCAUUAUAAUUUAUAGUAUAAUCUAGUAGUCUAUAAUAAUUUGUCUCUGGAACGUUUCAUGAUUCUCUUUGUUCAAGUGCCGGUCGUACAAAAGCCUGUUAGAUUUUAAUCUUGAUUAAACUCCACGGCUUCACCAAUCGGAGCUUUUUCUGAUUUGUUCUCGUGGCAUUCAAUCAUGAUUAAAACUUAACAGGACUUUGUGCUACCGAGCCUAAGUAUGCUUAUUAAAUGAGUGCAUUCAAGCUUCAAACCAGCUCCCACUGUACAGUAUCAUAAAGGGCUAGAAGUCCAGUUGUUAGGAUUCGGAUAGAAGAAUUUAGCUACAGUGCUCUGCAAACCAUAUUUUGCCAUUAUUACGAGUACAAACAAAUUGAGUUCAGUUCAAGACAUGCUACUUUUUUGAGUGCUCAUCAAAAGUAUAUAGGAGUAUCAUUUUUCAAAAUAAGUAUUUCUUUUUUGAAAAUGAAAGGCUAGUUAUAGCAUAGGUGAUUACAAUUUACACUACGGAUAAAUACUUAUUUAUUAUUUUAAUGCAACUGAUUCAGCAGUAUGUAAUUGACUUACCAAAUGUAAUGUUAAUAUUAGCAUGAUUUACAUUGAUAGAUAGGACUACUAUCAUGGUUAUCAUGUAACAAGUCAAUCAUUCAUUUUAUAAGUUAUGGUAUUAUGAACGUUAAAAUAUUUAGAAUUACGUAUUUUAAUAAUGUAUUGUUAUGUUAUUGAUUUUCAUCCUAUCUCUGAAUAAAAUGCAAUAUUAAUUCUAA